AUGGCCAUGAAGAACUCAACCAUAUCAGCAUUGAUCGUCUUUCUUGCUCUGCUUAGCUCAAGCCAUUUUAGUUAUGGCCAACUUCGACUCGGAUUCUACAAUGAAACUUGCCCAAACGUGGAGCAGAUCGUAUCUCAAGUUGUUCAAGAUGCAUUCAGCAAGAACUCAACCCUUGCACCCCUAAUGAUUCGCCUCUAUUUUCACGAUUGUUUUAGCAACGGAUGUGACGCGUCGCUUCUUCUAGAUGGUCGUACCAGCGAGAAAACGGCGCCGCCAAACCUAAGUGUAGAUGGAUAUGCUCUGAUAGAUACAGUGAAAACUGCGGUCGAAAAAAAUUGCACCGGGGUCGUUUCUUGUGCUGACAUCAUAGCUCUCGCUACUAGAGAUCUUGUGAAUCUUGCAAGCGGAGGAAAAGCAAGAUAUGAGAUACCAACGGGACGAUUUGAUGGCAGGGUGUCUUCAGCCUUAUUAGUAAAGUUGCCGGGUCCUGAAAUGAGUGUUUCGGCCACCUUUAAGAUGUUUGAGGAUAGAAAUUUUACCAUUACCGAUAUGGUUCUACUUCUUGGUGGACAUACAAUUGGAGUAACGCAUUGUUCAUUCAUUAUGGACCGGCUAUAUAAUUUCAAUAACACGAAAAAUUCUGAUCCAGCUAUGGACCCUAAUUUGGUCAAAGAGUUAAAGAAGGAUUGUCCACAAAAUUCAGGAGAGAAUAAACGCAUUAAUCUGGAUCAAAAUGUUUCGAGUUCGAAUAUUGUCGAUGCAUCUUUCUACAAGCAGAUAAAAUCUCGCCGAGGAAUUCUUAAAAUCGAUGACCUACUCGCCACCGAUGCAAUGACGAAACAGACAGUGACGGAUUUCGCCAACGGUAACGAUUUCUUGGCUAGGUUUGGACAGGCGAUGGUGAAACUGGGAGCGUUUGGAGUUAAAGACAAGUCCACUGGUGAGAUCAGAACAUCUUGUCGUUCUUGCAAGAAUCUGCUUUGUGUGGCAUAA
This is a messenger RNA of Eruca vesicaria subsp. sativa (arugula), 993 nucleotides long. NCBI's taxonomy places the organism in Eukaryota, Viridiplantae, Streptophyta, Magnoliopsida, Brassicales, Brassicaceae. The record is from the annotation of a GenBank genome assembly.